Episyrphus balteatus (marmalade hoverfly) is the source of this 345-nucleotide messenger RNA. RefSeq lists its product as uncharacterized. The coding region runs from base 1 to 345 and encodes 114 amino acids. The record is from RefSeq and is a predicted model, not a curated record. Lineage: Eukaryota; Metazoa; Arthropoda; Insecta; Diptera; Syrphidae. The transcript has a single exon.
AUGCUCAGUAAGAGAGGAUUUAAACUCCGAAAGUGGGCAAGUAACCGCGUAGAAGUCAUAUCACACUUACUAACAGAAGAUAAGGAGCUAAAAGGUUCGCUCGAAUUACAAGAAACGGCAUCUGUUAAAACUCUGGGAAUUCGAUGGUAUCCUGCAGAAGACUACUUCACCUUUAAUUUUCAAGGCUUAUCAGAUACGCAGGACAAAACCAAACGUAUCAUGCUCUCGGAAAUAGCAUCAUUGUAUGAUCCAGUUGGAUGGAUCUCGCCUAUCAUCAUAACAGCAAAAAUAAUUAUUCAGACUCUGUGGAUUGGCGGUUAUUCUUGGGAUAGCAAGGUUUCUUAA